GGUCAUACGAUAAUUGUUACAUUGUCCAAGGUGGUGCUGUGCUACACGGUAUUAUCCUAUACAACACGGUGUUGACUUCCAACGUGAAUUUUUGUUAAGAAGAGGCAUCUUCCGCAAUGGCUAGAGCUUUCAAAGUUCCGGUUCCCAAGUCGUAUAAUAAUGUCACGGAGGCAAAGCUAGUUCAGAAAGGCAGUAAUGUUUGGGUCCAGUUACCAGCAAAUUUGGUGACAGACUCAAAAAUGUGUCGACGAUCAGUUUAUAUGGAUGAUUUUAACUCAAAGCCGUUUCAUCGAUAUAGAAAUGUCAAGCCUAAAAUUACGACCCGACGAUCCACUUGUCCACAAUCAAAUAAGGAGUUUUCGUAUCCACGCGAACAUUUGGUACCUGGUUACAGUGACACAAAUCAUGCAGGACUCGUUAAAAAAAGUGAUUUGAACUUGAACACCAGUAGAAAGUUCGGGGAGCCUUCAAACAGUUUUUACGAAGGGAUGUCAAAGGGAAAAUAUUACGAAGGAAUGAAGCAUACAAGCAGCGAACCGAUUCAAGCGUUUUUGCCAGUAAUGAGUGGAGAUGCCUCAAUGAGUCAUCAUUAUUCUGGCACCCCUAUUUAUGAUACAAGAAAACUUUCAACAGCAAGGUCAUAUAACGACAAAGCAAGAGAUGCUUUACCUGGUCUUGGAGGAGGUGCUUUGGACACUUUUCCUGUAAAUGACACAAUAGAUGGGGGAAAUUUUCAUGAAAAUCCAUACAUGAGGCCAGAUUUGGUGAAUUAUGAGGUCAAAAGGUCUGCUUCUCUUCACACGCCAGGACGGAGCCUUUCUCGUUCCAAAUUCGAAAAUUUUGAUCCAGCAGCUAAUGUUCCUCUAGAUCCUUACUCGAGUUUUGAGAACUCCGCAAAACGGCAUGAACUAGAAAUAUUGACAAAAGCAGAGCCAAGAGCAGUCCAGUUUGGUGAACCUAACGUAGAUCACCUCUACCGGACAUCAGGGUGCACAAGUGGCUACAAAGUAAUUGCCCCCACCUAUGAAAAUACUAACGGCACUUUUUCUCAUACUGGGGGUAAUUUCAGAGGAUCAUUUACCGUAGCUCCAGAUUGGGUCUCGGAAAGAAAGAAAUCCGUUGUUCUUCGGCAUUGAACGAAGAAAUCAAAUUUUUUAUCAUUUUACUCAUUUUCAACUUGCAAAGUAAAUACAGCAUUUUGCUGAUUUUUUUGCAAAUGUUUUUAAUGACAUUUUCGGGUGGUGCGUUAGGCCGAUAACGGAUUUAAAUUAUUAAUUUUAAUGAUUUUUUAAAAGCAGAAAUGUCUAUGAAACCAAUACAACAUGACGAUAAGGCUACCAUGUACAGUAUUUAAACCAAUCAUGUUAUUUAAUAUAUAUUGUAAAUAAGCGAAUAAGGUAAUAAAACGAUA
Molecule: messenger RNA, 1411 nt
Organism: Dendronephthya gigantea
Lineage: Eukaryota; Metazoa; Cnidaria; Anthozoa; Malacalcyonacea; Nephtheidae
Exons: 6
Coding region: 117-1136 (339 amino acids)
Source: RefSeq, a predicted model, not a curated record